Messenger RNA from Botrytis cinerea B05.10, 856 nucleotides. RefSeq lists its product as hypothetical. Lineage: Eukaryota; Fungi; Ascomycota; Leotiomycetes; Helotiales; Sclerotiniaceae. The record is from RefSeq and is a predicted model, not a curated record. The transcript has a single exon. Bases 114 to 800 code for a protein of 228 amino acids.
GGCAUUCGUAUUCUUGUUAGUUGUCAUCGACUUAGGGCGGGAAAAUCCCAGUAUUAUGCCCAGCUAACAAGAUAAUCCGAAGAACACUUACCAAGGCCUUAUGUGUCCAAUUGAUGCUGCAAUCGCUUCAUUCCGGCAAGGGGUCUUCUGGUGCUAACUACAUCAAAUUGCAUUCUAAGGCCACGUUGAACUACACGACACAGUAUCGAGUAGCUUCACCACAACCACCAUCCGAUUUCAAGAAUCCCAUGCAAAGGGGUGAAUCGGACAGUCUGAUCGCCCAUCAAUUACACUACCUAGAAUUGAGGAGUAUGUUUCUCGGCAGGGAAGAAUUGAGAAAAGAAGCCGUUGCAUUCUGCCAGGCUUUCGUCGAUGGAAUCUUGCCUGAGAUUAUCUUAUCUUCACACUUCUCUUCAUCACCUCGAAUCACUGAACAUGGCCCUGAGAAUCCAGAACUUCCAUUCCUGGGUAAAACAUUUACGGGUCGUAAAUUCGACUCCUCUGAUAAUCAAACAUGCGAUGACUACUUCAACAUCCUAUCUCGAACACUUGAGUUUCAACUCUCACCGUCUACAUUUCCAUCUCCAGAUUCUUUUAUUGUCGAUGAGACGUGCGAGAUUCAGGGGAAGAAAGGUGUCGUUAGUGUUGUUGGAGGUGCCACUUUCAAAAGUUUGAAGACGGGAAAAACUUGGGAUGAACAAUUUAUGUAUCGAUUGAGUGAAUUUGAUGAGAAGGGAAAGAUUGGCCAUUGGGAGAUUUGGGCUGAUACUCUAUCUGCUUGGAAUGCUGUUCACAGUUGAAUUCAUAAUGAUGAGUAGCAGAUGUUCUCUGCAUGAUGUAUAACGCCUUGGAAUUG